AUGUAUUGCAGCAUCUUUAUCGCUUCUACGAUCGGCAGAUCACAAAAACACUGGCGCAGUAACUUUCCACCGAUCUGUUGUUACUUUAUAUACGAACCUACGGCGCGUCCUCAACUGGAUCAAAGCGGAGCGAGAAAUGGCAUCGGUCGUGAGGGGCGUGCUCAAAGCGAUCAGAGAGAAGGGCAUCGUCAAUUUCGCAAAACAUCUCAAAGAGGAGGGCUAUUUGAACUGCAUUUUCGACGGAAAUCUAUUGCAAACUAAAAUUCACAAUAUUGGUGCUACCCUUGUCGGAGUUGAUAAAUUUGGAAAUAAAUAUUAUGAGAGACUGGAUGAUACCCAAUAUGGAAGGCACAGGUGGGUAGAGUAUGCUCAAAAAAGCAGGUAUAACGCAUCUCAGGUUCCGCCUGAAUGGCAUGGCUGGCUGCACUUCAUUACUGACCAUACUGGCGAUGAGCUUUUGAUGCUGAAACCCAAAAGGUAUGGAGUGGAGCACAAGGAAAAUUUCUCGGGUGAAGGAGACGAAUAUAUCUACCAUUCCAAGGGUCAUGCCCUGAACCCAGGCCAGAGGGAUUGGACCAGAUACCAACCAUGGCUACCCACCAAGACCGCUUCUUAGCUUUUGGUGUCUCUAUUCUGAGAAUCAUAUUUUGUUUAAUAAAAAGGAUUGUUUUUCAUUUGUAAUGCGCCUUUGAGGGCACCUGACUUCAUAAGAUAAACUUGUAAUUUCUGCGCAACUGAUAAACUGCAUUGUAUUUGAAUUAUCUGCUUCAAGAAACUUCAAGCUGGUGGCAGGCGUUUAUUAAGAUGGUUCACCACUUGUGUA
Messenger RNA from Phalaenopsis equestris, 823 nucleotides. Its product is annotated as probable NADH dehydrogenase [ubiquinone] 1 alpha subcomplex subunit 12. Gene Ontology annotation, cellular component: membrane. The record is from RefSeq and is a predicted model, not a curated record. Gene Ontology annotation, biological process: mitochondrial respiratory chain complex I assembly; response to oxidative stress. Bases 137 to 616 code for a protein of 159 amino acids. The transcript has 5 exons. NCBI's taxonomy places the organism in Eukaryota, Viridiplantae, Streptophyta, Magnoliopsida, Asparagales, Orchidaceae.